AUGUUUGAAUUAAAAGUAGAAAAACCAUUAAAUGUAUCGAUUUAUAGCUCCAAUUUAGAAUUAAUAAAUUCAAAUUUGAUUGUAGCAGUACAUCCAAAGACUACAAUUCUCAGAUUAUUACAAUAUGUGCAUUAUCAAUUGUCAUUGAACCAUUAUGAAAACAACAGUAUUCAGUUGGAGGAUGUAGCGGCCUACUGUUUGAAACUCGAGGAACAAACAGUUCCAUUAGAGUCCUCAAUAGAGUCUCUUAUCACUGAUAAUACAUUAUCACAUAUAUCGAUGUCGUUUGAACUAUCUGAGGCGAAAUCCUUCAGCGCCUUGAAUUUACAAUAUGAUCCCGUCACGGAUUUUGGCAUUACUAAUAUCAAAUACGAAGUCAAUAUUUUAUCCAAAUAUAAAUUUCUUCAUAAUAUAGAAUAUCAAAUUCCAUUGGAUACAAAAGUUUCCAGGUUGGAAAAAAGUGCUUUGGAACAUUUGAUAUAUGAGGAACAGUUUUUAAACCACGACAACAAAUGUCACUUGGGUCAUGAGCAUACAGUAGAGAGUCUCGUAGCGUUAAAAUUAAACGGUGAAAGUGAUGUUAUUCAAUUAACAGAAGAAACAAGAUAUUUUUAUAUGGAUCUCACUCUAAAGGAUUUAUUACACAUUGAUUUUGCACCUUUAAAGGAUAACGUAUUUACAAUAAUGGUUUAUGCUAAACACGAACAAAAUAUCGCUGAUCUACAAGAUAUUCAUAUGAUAGAGCUGAUAUCUAAUUCAAAAUUGUUUCAAAAGUACAUGCUUCUGGAUUCCAGAACUAGCGUUGGAGAAGUACGUCAAUUUGUUUGUGAUGUUUACAGUGCAUCACAAACAAUUUCUCCUAAAGAUGUGAAAUUGAUAUAUAAGGGCCAAUUAGUUCACGAUAAGAAUUUUGCUGAAAAUGAUGCUAGAAUACUAAGUUGUAUCGAUAUGAGGCACGGUGCCCAACUCCACGUACAGGUGACUGAACAACAAACUUAUGGCUUAACUGAUUCAUUUUGGAAUGAACCGGGACUUGUCGACGAUGUGCCAAACCAAGUACAUCAAAAUAACACUCCAAUAUCAUCUGUGAAUGAAAUUCCAGGAUUGGAUACUCCAAUUGCCAUAAAUAUUAAUGAGGAGACCAAACCACAUUUUGUCACAGAAUCUGGGAGACCGAUAAAUGUGUCAUCAGAUAUGAUAGCUACUUACGGUGAUUACAUAGAGGGUUCCUUGGAAGAUGGCUAUGGUAACUCUGAAGAAGUGCUUGUUUCUGCUGAUAUAUUAAACAAAACACAAGGAAAUAUACUUAUUGGAGACCAUUUAGAGGUGAAUGUUUCAACAGAUGGUCAAGAUUAUAUUAUUGAUAGAAAACAAAAUGUGUUAAGAAUAAAUCCACAGACGAUCGAACAGAUCGAAUCACUCACAGGUAACUCAAUUAUGUAUCACGGAGUAACAAACAAAUUUCCUCAAGUCGAUAAUGACAGUAAUAGUGGGCUAUCAACAAGGAUAAGAGAAUUGUUAAAUAAUGAACUCAAUGAUCCUGAAAUUCUUCAAAGAAUGGAAUUAUUAUUCAACCGUCAAACUUCAUUGCAAAGAUUCCAGGGGUUAUCUAUAGGACAAAAAAUCAUAUUUAGUGUUAAGAAAUUAUUUCAAUUUUUAAAGGUUUGUUCAUUAACUGUGGUAUAUUUAAUAUGGUAUAUGUUUCUUCCUAUAGCGGCUACAAUCGAGGUUGGAUUUUUCUUACCUCCAUUUCUUACAAUAUCAAUCCUUAUAGUCUAUACUAUAGUAAUGUUUUUCCGUUCGAAUAAAAUCAUUGAUAUGUGGACUGAUUUCUUAGAGUUACUAAUAUUAAAUGAAGAGGAUUAUAAGAGAGUAAAAUUGUUUGUAUUACCAGAAUAUACCUCAAUAAGAACUUUAAGACACGAGGACCAGGUCAAUAGUAGUCCGAUGCCUAAAAAAGUAUAUGAAAAAAUUCAAGAGAAACCUUCAUUAUAUUCAUUAUUCUUAUUAUCUGCAUUAGAUGAUGUACGUCAUUCAUUAUAUGACCAAUACCAAAUUAAUCAAAUGGGGAAUAUGACCGAAGAUGAUUCAUUAAAGGAAUUAUUUCGUCAAAUCAAGACAGGAGCAGUUGAAAUCAGUGACGCUAAUAGAAUGUUAGAGAUUCUUUUCAUGAUCCAUGAGUUGCAAGCAUUUGAAAAUAAACAACAGGAGAAUGAUUUUUAUAGAGUGUUAGCUAUUAUUAAACAACAAGCUGAUCUUCAAAAUCUUGAAGCUGUGGAACCUGUCAGACGUAGUAUCAUUAUAGUUAGAAGAAGAGCAGAAGAAUUGCCUAAUUUAAUUGCAGAAUAUAUUGUCCCAGAUCCACUUAGAGAUGACUAUGUAAUGGCUGUUACAAAGAACAUUGUCCUAUGUCUUGUAUUAUUCCUACCAUUUUCCUCUCGUUAUGUUGAUGUUGUCAUCCAAAGACGAGUUGACGAACGUACAAGGGAAAGAUUACAAAGAGCUCGCGAAGAUCAAGAACAUGAUUUUGAACAAGUAAACUCUGAUCAUGAUAAUACUACUAUUAAUAAUGGUGAGGAUAGCGAAGGUAUCACUGAACUAGACCCUGCCGUCAUCGAAGAAAUUGCACCUGAACGUGGAGAACUUGACAGCAUCGGUGACCUUUCACCAGAGGAAGAAAUCAUUGAAGAUAUACUUACAAAUGGUGAUGAAGGUGAUGAUAUUGUGAAUGCAACUGGUGCAAUGUUCCAUACACAGUCGUAA
Molecule: messenger RNA, 2763 nt
Organism: Maudiozyma saulgeensis
Lineage: Eukaryota; Fungi; Ascomycota; Saccharomycetes; Saccharomycetales; Saccharomycetaceae
Source: the annotation of a GenBank genome assembly